Molecule: messenger RNA, 264 nt
Organism: Sclerotinia sclerotiorum 1980 UF-70
Lineage: Eukaryota; Fungi; Ascomycota; Leotiomycetes; Helotiales; Sclerotiniaceae
Exons: 2
Coding region: 1-264 (87 amino acids)
Source: RefSeq, a predicted model, not a curated record
AUGGGAGUAUUAAUCAUUCUGCGAAGUGCAACUGAACAUCCUCGAAACUUUUGUGCAGGAAAAAAGGCAAUUGGAAAGAAACGAGCAGAGACGACUCCGCAAGAUGUGGGACAGAGACUUAUGAUUUGUCCUUGGUGUCCGAUUUUGGGCAAUGGAGAUUCUUUGGGGGAGGCUUUUGGUAUUUUGGAGCUUCACAAGUAUUCAACACGAUGUUUAGCAGCAAAUACCAAGGUUACAACUUUUACCCGAAAAUUCGCUUCAUAA